Messenger RNA from Miscanthus lutarioriparius, 1182 nucleotides. The record is from the annotation of a GenBank genome assembly. NCBI's taxonomy places the organism in Eukaryota, Viridiplantae, Streptophyta, Magnoliopsida, Poales, Poaceae.
AUGGCGACCACUACGACGGCUAACCGCCUCGGCCUCCUAGUCGCCGCCACCGUCGUCCUCGUCGUGGCGACGGCGGCAGCUCCGGCCUUGGGCGCGGCCCCUGCAGCAGCCGCUGCUACACCGCCGUCGCCGUUCCGGAGGGUGUACGCGUUCGGCGACUCGUUCACGGACACGGGGAACACGCACUCGACGACGGGGCCCUACUCGUUCGGCUACGUGUCCAGCCCGCCCUACGGCGCCACCUUCUUCCACCGCUCCACCAACCGCUACUCCGACGGCCGCCUCGUCGUCGACUUCCUCGCCGAGACUCUGGCACUGCCGACCUACCUCCCGCCCUACCUCUCCUCCAACUCCAACUCCAACUCCAACUCCUCCACCACCGCCGUCGGCGUCAACUUCGCGGUGGCCGGCGCCACGGCCAUCGAGCACGACUUCUUCGCGCGGAACAACCUCAGCAUCGACGUCACGCCGCAGUCCAUCAUGACGCAGCUGGACUGGUUCGACGCGCACCUCCUCUCCGCCGGGACCGGCGAGAGGGUCGCCGACGCGCUCUUCUGGGUGGGCGAGAUCGGCGCCAACGACUACGCCUACACCGUCAUCGCCCGCGACACCAUCCCUCCAAAGCUCGUCCGCACCAUGGCCGUCCAGAGGGUCACCGCCUUCGUCGAGGGGCUGCUGCAGAGAGGCGCCAAGUACGUGAUCGUGCAGGGGCUGCCGCUGACGGGGUGCCUGCCGCUGGCCAUGACGCUGGCGCGCGCCGACGACCGCGACUCCGUGGGCUGCGCCGCCUCCGUGAACCGGCAGAGCUACGCGCACAACCGUCGGCUCCUGGCGGGCCUCCGCGGGCUCCGGCGGCGGCACCCGGGCGCCGUCGUCGCCUACGCCGACUACUACGCCGCGCACCACGCCGUGAUGCGGAGCCCCGCCCGGUACGGCUUCGCCGAGCCCUUCCGGACGUGCUGCGGCUCCGGCGGCGGCGCCUACAACUUCGACCUCUUCGCCACCUGCGGCUCGCCGCAGGUCACCACCGCCUGCGCGCGCCCGGCAGAGUACGUCAACUGGGACGGCGUCCACAUGACGGAGGCCAUGUACAAGGUCGUCGCCGGCAUGUUCUUCCGCGACGCCUACUGCCGCCCGGCGUUCAAGGAUCUGCUGGCCAUGAAAGCCCAGGGCAAGCCGUGA